Molecule: messenger RNA, 330 nt
Organism: Arabis nemorensis
Lineage: Eukaryota; Viridiplantae; Streptophyta; Magnoliopsida; Brassicales; Brassicaceae
Source: the annotation of a GenBank genome assembly
AUGGCACGGAUGUACGGGAUUGCAGCCUGGGACCGUGCACUACAUGACGAUGCAGUUAUCCGAGUUGUGGGCAAAAGCGUGACUGGUUGGGUAAUGGGCAAUGUCAAAUGUGCGGUUGUGAAGUGUUAUACGUUAUUAGUAAUAUUCUUAUUACAUCUGAGUGACAAUAAGGGGAUUGAGGUGGAUGAGAGACCGGCGAGAGAAAGGAUUGUUGUCGUCGUCGGUGACGGAGAUAGAGGAUCGCCAAGAUCUGCAGAUGCUACGGAAAUGGAGGAGUUCGACGACGGAGAACAAUCGGACGGCGAUUAUCAAAAAGAGUUCCUCCGGUAA